ACUGCUGGCCGGUGACACCUAUGGGGUUAAAGGGUGGAGGUGGGUGGCGCAUGGUGUGCGUGUGUAGGUGUGCUGUGUAUCGCGUGGCAUCAGUGUUGUGUGUGCUCUGGGCCUUCACCCGUUUGCCCGAGUCCCAGCUGUGACUUCACUCCUCGAUCAGCUCACGAUACAAACCCUUUUGCCAUCACUCCAGGAGCUGAGAAGGGAGAGAGGGGCGCCUAUGAAUCUCGAUGGGUGGACGGGGGCUGGCUGACCCUGGCGUUUCCAGAGCAAGAGGGAGCAGAGCCCGCAGAGCCACGGCUGGGGCCCUGCGGACGCCCUGGGCGCUCCCGUCUCAUCCACUGCGCACAGCCCACCCGGGGUUGAGCUAGGAUCCCCUGAAGGAUGGGGAGACUGAGGCCCAGGGUGAUUAAAGCCUCAAUUUUAACAUUAGUAACGGACACACGACAGGUGCCAGGCUCCAGGCCCUGUGCCUCGCAGUUUUGUGGGACUCUCACCGUGUCCCUGAGAAGCAGGUGUCUUGAUUCCCGAGCUGGCUGGGGCUUGGACACGCUGUGUGGCUUCCUAGUGACGGGGCAGCUGGCCGCUGAGCGCUCAGGAGGUGCUGGGCUGGGGCUUGACGUGCAUCCUCCCAGGUUUAACCUCCGCUCGGCCUCACGUCUUCGGGAUGACGGCCGUCUGCAUUUGCGUACCGGGGCACUGAGGCUGGCAGAGCAAGUGGCUCGCUGACUGUAUUCACGGCAGAGACCAGAAGGAGCAUCCCUGUUCUGUCCCUCGCCUGGCCAGGCAGUCACGUCCCGAGCGCCGGGUCCCUGCGUGUCCCUGGGGCCGGGCUCUCGGAGAGGCAGGUGUUCAUCCAGCGGCGUGAGGCCCGGCCGCUGGUGUGGACGCCUCCCAGAGCGCCCUCCCCCGCCAGCGCCUGUGCCGCCACCAUGGAGAGCGGGAGCGGGCCGGGCAGCCCCAGCACCGUGUCCCUGGUUCCCGGUGAUGCCGUCCCCAGCCCUGAGGACAAGAUGGCCUCGGUUCUCCCGGUGCUCCUCGUGUGCGUGGUGGGCGUCGUGGGCAACGCCACGGUGGUCCUGGUGGUGCUGAACACACAGGACAUGCACACGCCCACCAACCGCUACCUGGUCAGCCUGGCCCUGGCGGACCUCGCUGUGCUGGUGGCGGCCGGGCUGCCCAACGUCUCCAAAAGCUCGGCUGGGCAGUGGGUCUGUGGCCACGCCGGCUGCCUGGGCAUCACCUACUUGCAGUAGCUGGGCAUCUGUGCCUCCUCUUGCUCCAUCCUGGCGUUCACUGUGGAGAGGGAGGUACACCCCGACCCCUGCUGCAGGCCAGGACUUCCUGGCCACGACCCUCGGUAAACUGAGUCUGCUCCCCAUUUAUGGAGGGGGCGCUGUGUGGGACCCUGGAGGAACCCGGCAAGGGCGGGGGCAGGCGCCGGGAAGCGGGCUUCUCAUCUCACCUCUGCUACUGACUUGCUGCGGAAUGCCAAGGCAACCCUGCACUUCUCUGGGCUUGGUGUCCCCACCGGGAACGUGGGCACUGGGGCCGGACAGUCUCUUGAGCCUCUUCCAGCUAUGAAAUUAAUGCCUGAGAGGCCAUCUAGCCUCUAAGCAUGUGGACGCUGAAACCCACUGACCGGGUUCAAGCCCAGCUCUGCCUCUUCCCAGCUGCGCGGCCUUCAGCACAUUGGUCCAGAGGAUCAGGAUGUCUCGUCCAGGGCUACACAGAACGGGGACAUAACCGAGGCCUUCUGACAUCCAUACACUGGCCCGGUCCUGGCUCUCCCCUGCUGUGCCCAUCUAGGGUCGCAAUGUCCUUGACCCCUCAGCCUGUGACCUUUGGCGGUGGACGGUAGAAAACCCACCCUGGGACUUGCACAAAGGUCAAGGUCUUCGCAAGGGCGCUCUGAACCUUGUGGGCCUGGCCGGACCUUGAGGGGCUGCACCUUCCGACUCGGCCCUGCCGUCCCCUCAAGACUGGCACCUUUGCUCUGCCAGCCCCCGAGGCUGCCUCAACAUGGCCUCCCAGGUCCCCUAUGAAAGGGCCAUUUCCACCAUUGCGCCCACAUUCGGUUCCCCAUCCGGGAAUCUGAUUAGCUGAGUGGACCACCCUCCAUGGCCCAAUCCCACGGAGCAGCAGGUGGGUCACGUGACUGCCCCGUGGCUUGCAGGUACUUCGCCAUCUGCCACGCAAUGCGGGCACAGGCCGUGUGCAUCGUGGCCGGCAUCUGGGGGACCACGUCCGUCUACUGCCUGCUCUGGUUCUUCCUGGUGGACUUGGACGCUGGCGGGCACCGGGGGCCGCAGCCUGUACCUGCCCAUCUGCCUGCUGGACUUCACCGUCUUCUUUGUUACGCCCUGCUGGAGGCCACUGUCCUCUACAGUCUCAUAGGGAGGGUCUUGAUCCAGAGCUCCCCGGCCCACCUGCCACAGCUCGGGGACCAGCUUGGGGGCCAGCAUGGGGGUGGUGAGGACCGGCCAGAGCCCGGAAGCCAGGGGAGGCAGCCCCGUGGGCCAGGUGGGGCGC
Molecule: messenger RNA, 2532 nt
Organism: Balaenoptera ricei (Rice's whale)
Lineage: Eukaryota; Metazoa; Chordata; Mammalia; Artiodactyla; Balaenopteridae
Product: thyrotropin-releasing hormone receptor-like
Exons: 1
Coding region: 933-1256 (107 amino acids)
Biological process (GO): phospholipase C-activating G protein-coupled receptor signaling pathway
Cellular component (GO): membrane
Molecular function (GO): thyrotropin-releasing hormone receptor activity
Source: RefSeq, a predicted model, not a curated record